This is a messenger RNA of Didymosphaeria variabile, 894 nucleotides long. RefSeq lists its product as uncharacterized. Bases 1 to 894 code for a protein of 297 amino acids. Gene Ontology annotation, molecular function: protein kinase activity; ATP binding. NCBI's taxonomy places the organism in Eukaryota, Fungi, Ascomycota, Dothideomycetes, Pleosporales, Didymosphaeriaceae. Gene Ontology annotation, biological process: protein phosphorylation. The transcript has a single exon. The record is from RefSeq and is a predicted model, not a curated record.
AUGUCUUCAGAGCCCAAGGAAAUUCAACCGAAACAUUCGAGUAAGGAAGACGUCGCCAUUGUAACGAACGACGCGUAUGAACCGAUCCUGCUGGCUGGCAGCGGUAGCAUUGGCAUCGUCUACUUCUCGCUUAGUAGGCAGGAUCAUGACGCUGCUGUGAAGACCAAGGCUACCAACACAUUCGAAGACUUGAGGUCCAAAUUGGUAACCGUAAAGGUCUGCCCAGAUAUGCAUCUGGACUCUGUGGAGUUGAAAACACUCCAGACGCUAAAGGAAAAUGUUGAUGAGGACACCGAGAAGAUGUUCGCAUCGUUGGUAGCCUCCGGACAUCCAUGGAUCGCAACCAAGGCUAUAGUUCCAUCGGUAAGCCUGAUAAGUCUGACAGACCUCGAACACCCCGUUGCCAAAGAACUGGUCCUACAUUUCCUACUCGAGAUGACUAAAGCAUGUAUCUUCAUGCACGAAGUCUGCGAGCCUCGCUUCGUUCACAGGGAUCUACACCUUGGUAACAUGCUCAUUGAUGCAAGCUACCAAACGGAGUGUGGAUUCCCAGGACUGGUCGUGAUCGACUUCGAUCAGAGCGAGCCUGUGAAUAUCGUGAAUGCUUGGAGCGAGUGGCGAGUAGAUUCCUGCGUGAUGGUGAGUUAUUUGUUGAAAAAACCCUACGGAAAGGAGGUCGAUGGCUGGCAUGAUAUAAAUCACGCUUGGUUUGAUGGUACAGGCCCGGUAUCUCUCCGAUCUCUGCGCGACACUCUGCAAGACAUGUUGACAGAAGCAAUGGCGAGUAUGACACCGGACAAGAUGCGUUCCAUCUUGGAUCCAGUCAAGGCUGUGAUCGCGAAGAAGGAAGAUGAUCUCCGACAGGCGUUUCGUGAGGCUGGUCUGAUGGACUAG